GAAUGCGGGGAUAGAAGGUUUGUUCUGCGGGGAGAACUUUGUCAUGUCUGCCGAUGGAGGGAGCGAGGGGGCGGCAGUCAGAGACUGGAGAGUCUGGGGAAGCAUUCAUUCGUCUUGGCGGUCAACGUGGUAGCGACUUUUGGAGCCACCUCGUCAGCCGGUGACAGGAUCAGCAUCAAGCCAGAGCUAGCCACUGCGUCGAGGAUAUCCGUUUAUGCUCAAAUCAAACUACAUGCAUGGAGACGAGCAGCCAGGGCAGGGGAAUUUAUAAAUACGCAGCAUGUCGCCUCGCUUCAGCAGCCGGUAGUUGCGAUUCAUCAGACCUCAUCCUCCAUCGAACUUCAUCUCCCUCCCUCUACAAACGCUAUCGAACAUGUCGACAAUGAAGGCCAUACUUGGCUUGGCCUCAGUCUCUGGGGCUCUGGCUUUGGUCGCCCCUCGCCAGGACGUGCGUGGCACGGCUACCGUCAAGGUCGCUGAACCUUCUGGUACCCCUGAGCACUGGGCGUCUGGCUUCAUCUACGGCUUCCCUUCCAACGGGGAUGGGUCCGCCUCGGACGCGAUCCCUAGUGAUCUGGUCGAGGGCAUGGGCUUCAACUACUGCCGCGCCGGUGGCGCCCAGAUGGCCAACGCCUUGGGCUGGGUGGCUGGCCAGUACGAGGGUCGCUUCAUGUCCGCCCUCUCCAACUAUCGCACCACUCGCGAAUACGGCGGUCGCUUCACGCUCCUCAUGCACGACCUCUGGGGUGCCGACGGCAAGCAGGGCGACGGCAUCAAGUGGCCGGGUGACAAUGGCGAUUGGACAGAGUACGACUCCUUCCUCGACACCGUAUUUGGCGACCUCAAGGCCAACGAUGCGCUCGACGGGCUGGACAUUGACAUUUGGAACGAGCCCGAUAUCAGCGGCUUCUGGGACACCACGCAGGAGCAGUACCUGGCCACAUGGAACCGCACGUGGCAUCGCAUUCGCGAGGAGCUCCCUGGGACCGUCAUCACAGGCCCCUCUACGGCGUUCACCCCCGCAAGCGACAAUGGCUGGUGGGUCAACUUCAUGGCCUACGUCGACCAGACCAAUACGAUCCCUGAUCAAUGGUCGUGGCACCUCAUCGGCAGCGCCGCCAACGUGCGCCAGAGCACGGCCGGGCUGAACUACUUUGUCGACCAGUAUGGUUUCCCUGAGCUUCCCAUCGUCAUGAACGAGUAUGGCAAGCAGAAUGGCGAGCAGAACCCAGCAGGUGCCGUCUACUUCAUCGGUCAGCUGGAGCGCGCCAACACGGCUGGUCUGCGGUCCAACUGGGCUUCGGGCGCGGAGCUGCAAGACCUCAUGGCGAACCUUGUCGUGAAGCAGGAUGAUGGCACGUAUCUCCCGACGGGCGAGUGGUUCGUGUACAGCUACUACGCCGAGACGAUGACCGGCCAGCGUGUGGCCACCACGGCCUCUGCCGACGAGAUCUUUGAAGUCUAUGCCACCCGUGAGAAUGGCAAGCUCAAGAUUUUGGCUUCCGUCCGUCCGAAUGCGUCCACGGGCCGGUAUGAUCUCACGCUGACAGGGCUCGACGCUCUCGGUGUCCAGGGUGACAGCAUCACGGUCAGGACCCUGCGCUUCGAUGGCCCGGAUGCGUACACGGUUGGUUCUGCGCCCACGGACAUGGGCGUAUGGGACCAUCCUGUGCAGGACAACUCGGUUACAUUCUGGGUCGAGCCGCAGGUCAACACGGCUGCGUAUGCCUUUGAGAUCUGAGCUGACUAUACAUGGGGCAGGAGAAGGGGUGGUGUGGUCGACUGAAGUCCAGUCUGUUGCGGAGAUUACUAAAGGGGUUAGCAGUAUAGUGAGAAAUGAACAGUGAUGACUCCUCGAGUGUUU
Emericellopsis atlantica is the source of this 1864-nucleotide messenger RNA. Its product is annotated as glycoside hydrolase superfamily. The transcript has a single exon. NCBI's taxonomy places the organism in Eukaryota, Fungi, Ascomycota, Sordariomycetes, Hypocreales, Bionectriaceae. The coding region runs from base 374 to 1741 and encodes 455 amino acids. The record is from RefSeq and is a predicted model, not a curated record.